Molecule: messenger RNA, 2179 nt
Organism: Fundulus heteroclitus (mummichog)
Lineage: Eukaryota; Metazoa; Chordata; Actinopteri; Cyprinodontiformes; Fundulidae
Gene: pdcd7
Product: programmed cell death 7
Exons: 5
Coding region: 130-1650 (506 amino acids)
Source: RefSeq, a predicted model, not a curated record
AACGCGCCAGUAGCUGGUUGGUCAGUCGCCACUAAACAACAGAAGAAGCGACCAAACAUGGCGGCAUGAAGAGGCAGCGGGUAGUGGAUUCAUGCUCGUGAUUAUCUGAUGUGAACCGGUAGCGGCAGCAUGGAGGGUUCUUAUCAGCGCGGUCAGCCAGAUGCUGUUCAUCAUCACGUCUUCGGUGGAGGGAUACAUCAGCCCGCCUCAGAGCAGCCGAACCACGCCGCUCCCCCAUGGAUUCCUCCAUCGGCUAACUUCCCUGCUCCAGGAGGAGGAGCAGCUUUCGGGGGUUCCCACUUCCCCCUUCCCUAUGGAUUCAACCCCUCUGUUCCCCCGCCUCCUUUCGGUAGCCCUCCUCCGAGUCACUUCCCGGGAAUUGCGCUUCCUGACCCUGGAAACGGGUUCCGUAGCUCUGGACCCCCGACGUUUCAGGGGCCCCCCCAGCAGUUUGGGACCGCUCCUCCCCGGACAUACUGCGGAUUCAGACAGCGGGAGGACUACCGGGAUGGAGAGCUCUCCUGCGGGGGGUCACCUUGUCCCCUACAGGACCGGGACAGCAGGUGGGAGACGGCAGCACCAGCAGAGGACGAGGAGGGGCUGCAGAGGCGGCAGGACCGCCAGUGGCUGGCUCGGUUCUUACAGAGCAGAGGCAGAACAGCCAGCGGCCCGCUGCAGCGCUCCAGCCUCGGCUCCGUCCCCGCCUUCAGAGAGGCCCUGUACGGCGCAGCUCGGCUGCUUUCACGGCUGCAGGAGCUCUGCCGCACUCUCCAGCACGAUCUGCACGCUGACAGCGGCUGGUCCGAGUCCUAUCUGACGGCUCUGCAGGUGAAGAAAGAACUGCAGGCCGGUGUCGACAAGCUCACCGACUCCCAGAGUUUAGAUGCACUGAAAGUUAAAGUGGCCCGCAUCGCCAAGAGAAGGGCCCGGCGCCUGAGGGCCAAGAAGGAACUUCAGAUGGAGAAGGAACUGGCGGAAGAGCUCAGCUCUGAGAAAGAGGCCUCCAUAGAUAAAUGGAGGAUGAGACAGAUCCAGCAAGUAGAAGAGAGGAAGAAGGAGCAGGAGCUGAAGCUGUCGGCAGACGCCGUCCUGUGCGAGGUGAGGAAAAAGCAAGCGGACGUGAAGAGGAUGCAGGACGUCAUGAGAUCUCUGGAGAAACUGCGCAAGCUCAGGAAGGAGGUGGCAUCCAGGAAAGGCAUCACCACUGAGCUGCAGUGCGAUGAGGUGUUCAGCAGCCAGCUGGAGCAGCUGAGAAGCGUGGUGAAGAGAAGGACGGAGCUUUACUCGGCAGAGGAGAAGGCUCUGAUGGUGAUGCUGGAAGGAGAGCAGCAGGAGGAGAGGAGGAAGGAGCAGGAGAGACGUGCCAAGAAGGAGAGAGCGCGACAGCUGGAGAGGAAACGCAGUGCCAACUCCAUGCUGUUUGGAGAUGAGCUUCCAGCUGACGGUGUCCUGCAGCCCUUCACCGAGUACUACAGCCAAGCAGAACACUCCCUGCAGGCGCUGAUUCGGAUCAGGAGGGAUUGGGACGCCUUCCUGGUUGCAGCAGAUCACCCUGAUGGUUCCUCCGUUCCUCAGAGCUGGGUCCUGCCAGAGUCCCCAUCAGACCAAACCUGGGGCUCUGCCCUGCAGGCUGCUGCUGACAGCCUCUGACUCAGAUCCAACCAGCUCAACAUAUUACCAGACAAAGAACAAAGAAUUUUCUCUACAUUUGGGGGAAAUGCUUUAUAGAGUCCAUGAUGUGUCUUAUCUGGAUUCUAAUUUACCGUGCAUCCUUUUUAUGGCUUUGAUUUAUUACUCCAAAUUUAGUAUUUUGUUAAAUAAUUUCAUUUUACUAUUUAUUUUGUCAUUCCAUGAAGUUGAAAAUAAAAAAAAAUGUUUUUGCACAUUUUAUUUCUUAGCUCAUCAGGUCACAGUAAAAUGGAAAUCCAGGCUUUCUAAUUUAAAGUUUUGACUAAUUAGAAGGAGGGGGAAAAAAAUUCAUGAGAGUUGGGUAACAAAGUGAGAGUGAUGGUUUAGCUGGCUCCACUGAGCUAAAAGCCAGCUCCACUUAAUUUUCAUAGCACAGGUACUACGUGAUUUUAUUUCUAAAAGUUUGAGUUUUUAAUUGUGUUAAUGUUUUAUGAAGAUAACUGAUUCCCCAGUUACUUAUUUGAAUAAAAGGAGACGGUGAUUCCAUCAA